Molecule: messenger RNA, 441 nt
Organism: Aspergillus puulaauensis
Lineage: Eukaryota; Fungi; Ascomycota; Eurotiomycetes; Eurotiales; Aspergillaceae
Exons: 1
Coding region: 1-441 (146 amino acids)
Source: RefSeq, a predicted model, not a curated record
AUGACCAAUCCUGACCUCCAAGUCUCACCGGCUCAGCCUCAAAACACCCCCCAGAACAUCCCAGACAAAACACUCCAAGACCUAGUCGACCUCCUCGAUGCCGCCUACAAGACAUACCAGGAAUCCCUGCCCCCGACCCGCGCCCUGAACGUCCCUCGGAUCCAGGCUCAGAUCCAGACUCAGGCCCAAACUCAGACCAACGCACCGGGAACCCAGUUCAGCCAGGCCCUCGUGAACAUCAACAUCCUCGACAACGCCCCCGAUAUGGAUAUCUGGAACCAGUGGGUUGCGAGAGCCGUCGCAAACAACGACAUCCGUCUCACUACCAUGUUUAAGCCGGCUUCGGCUGGCAGUAUGCUUCUUGUUGCGAUGCCGUAUGCAGUUUGGUUGAGGCUGCCUCAGGGCGAUCCGAAUUUUACUUUCAUUCAUUCGUUCUCGUGA